CAGCUGCCGUUACUCUUAUCGACGUUCUAACCCCAAAACCCCAAACCCCUCUUCAUCAUUCAUCACCCGCAACGAAUGUCAGUCUUUCACCACCCCACUUCAAUGUCUCGCUUAAUUCGGAGUGCUUGGAGAACCCUCGGCUCUUCUUCUUCUUCCUCUACUUCUGAUGCAUUCCUUGCUAAUGGAUUCAAGGGAUACAAUCAUUUCAGUUCCCAUUUCCAAUGCCGAAAUUCUAUUUCAUCUCUUCUCCACCAAUCCAGACCCUACGCAACUCAUACGAACACCAAAUCGCCUUUCGAAGCUAACAUUCUCCGAAUCCUCCAUAACGAGAUCGAGUACCAGGUCGAGUAUGCUCCUCCACACCAGCACGCCACGAAAUUCAAUUCGUUUGUGGUUCAAGAUCGACCAGGAGGGCAGUGGAUGACAAUGAAGGGCACAUAUAAUGAUUCUGAAGAAAUUAAACUUGAAGUUACAAUGUUUGAUGGGUAUGAAUCCGUUCCAAAAUUAGGAGAUGAUAGUUCAGGGGAAGAUGUCCGCCUUCACAUUAGCGUGCUUGUGGAUAUCUCUAAGAGGAGUGGAGACGACGCAUUGGAGUUUGUGUGCUCAGCAUGGCGUGAUUGUUUAGAGAUUCACAAACUUUACUUGUUUAGUCCUAACAGUAUGGCGUCUAGGCCUUACUUGGGACCUCAUUUUAGGAAUUUGAGUUCUCAGCUGCAGCAGAGACUUCGGGAGAUUUUGGAGGCAAGGGGGGUAAAUGAUAAACUUGCUGUUUUCUUGCAUGAGUAUAUGAUGAAUAAGGAUAGAGUUGAACUUAUCCAAUGGUUUGGAAAGGUUAAAUCGUUCAUAGAACAAUAGGUUUUUUUUUGGCAGUCCCUUCUAUGAGACUAAUGUAGGUUUGAUUUUAUGAUUCUAGGGACUAUGCAAUGUAUAGCUACUCAAAUCGAAUUAUAAUAUGCUAAUUAUUGAAUCUUUGA
This is a messenger RNA of Manihot esculenta (cassava), 974 nucleotides long. RefSeq lists its product as uncharacterized. The transcript is spliced from 3 exons. Bases 76 to 855 code for a protein of 259 amino acids. NCBI's taxonomy places the organism in Eukaryota, Viridiplantae, Streptophyta, Magnoliopsida, Malpighiales, Euphorbiaceae. The record is from RefSeq and is a predicted model, not a curated record. Gene Ontology annotation, cellular component: mitochondrial matrix.